Messenger RNA from Hymenoscyphus albidus, 1392 nucleotides. NCBI's taxonomy places the organism in Eukaryota, Fungi, Ascomycota, Leotiomycetes, Helotiales, Helotiaceae. The record is from the annotation of a GenBank genome assembly.
AUGCAGAUUUAUGAGCUUCCAGUAGAGCUAUUCUCGCACAUUUUGUCGCAGUUCACGGUCGAGGAAGGUUGGCGCACUCUACCUCGUCUUGCGUUGACCUGUCAUGCGCUCUCAAAAUUGGUCAAGCCCUUCCUUUAUAAGAACCUUACAAUCCGAAUUGGCACACCAGCCAGCCAGACUCAGUGGUACCGCCUACUUCGAACGCUUCAGGAACAGCCAGUUUCGGGAACGUUUGUCCGCUCAGUCAGCAUGGGGACGAUCGGCGUAGAUGAUAUGUUGGACCUAGGAUUGGUGAAUCAUCUAGGAAGGGAGCAACAUGUAUUCAGCUUGUUUUCAGACAUACGUGAGAUGACGGCACGUUCAGAUACAUUUGCGUUGUUACCAAUGGUGCGGGCGAGCGCAUCUACUUCUCGAGCAUCGCUCACCAAGCUCUGUCUUUACGCCGACACCACGUCCAAUUUGCAAAUACUCGAUUUCAUGGACUUCCCAAAACUUCAGGCCAUAGAUACCAUUUCCUUGCGGUACUUCAAAUUCGAUGCUUCUGAGAUAUACUGUACAGAUACAAACGACGUCCUUCGAUCGCUCAGACUUGGAGCUCGUGCUCAAAUGGACUCACGAGCGCUCGAAUCCAUAAUUUCUCGCUGCGCGGGCUUGAAAAUUUUGGAAGCUUCCAUACCGCUCGAUGACAUCAAGCCCUUUCCAUUUGGUCCCUCUUGGCGGUAUAUCUCCUAUCCAAUGUCACCUCCCAAGAUAUCAUCGAUACUCACGCCCUUAUCAAGAACGCUCACCCGUCUGCGCUUGUCUGGAGAACGCCAGAUAUGGUAUGGACAUGACGGAACCAAACUAGAUCUUAGCACAUUUGUUUUACUCGAGGAUCUUGAAAUCUUCUCGCUGUGCCUUUUGCCUCCUACCGGCAAGGAUUUUGCGCCACAUGGAAUGUACAAACUCUUGCCUCAAUCGCUCAAGAAACUCCAUGUGAGUUGAAGUCGAGAUAUCUGGUUCUUUUGCUUCAUGUCUAAUCAUUUUUAGUUACACUUUACCUUCAACCAAUCCAAGGUUUUCUGGUACCCGCACGAUUCCUCUGCCACUCCCAAUGGUACAGGACAGAGUAAGGACCCGUUAUGCUGGAUCACCGAAUUAGUCGAAAAUAAACCCAAAUGUUUCCCAUCCUUGCAAACCGUCAUUCUCGAUAAUACCGGGCCAAUAACUCCAAUGGGACCUAGUUGCAACUCACACCCACUUUAUCUACACCUACGACCAGGGAUAGAGCUGGACUGGGCAUGGGACGACAUACAUGAUAUGCAGCGGCUUUAUCAAUUAACGAGUAUCUCCUUGGUUUUCAACGUCUGCAAAUGUAAGGAAUCCACCAGGGGCAAAACAGACUGUCUUUGA